Messenger RNA from Candidula unifasciata, 6421 nucleotides. The record is from the annotation of a GenBank genome assembly. NCBI's taxonomy places the organism in Eukaryota, Metazoa, Mollusca, Gastropoda, Stylommatophora, Geomitridae.
AUGUCAUUGGACAGCCAUAGAAACUUUGUGUCAGGUGAAUUUCAAGGAAAUGAAAAUGUUAACCGUUUUGACCUGAAAGAUCAAACAAAUUUUAAAGACAACAGUAGUAAAUGGAGUGGGCGACCUAGGGCACAUAGAAAGAUGGCACGUUUGCUGGGUAGUGAAGAUCAUAGAAAUUACUUGCAAAUCGCUGAAGCAAAUAAUUCUCAUAAAUCUUCUUUUUCAAAGCAAGUGUCUGCACUGGAAUCAGUCUCUCAGGAUAAAAAUUUGUACCAGCAAAAUAUUCAGAAAAGCUUAACAGGUUCACGAACUUUCCUUACCGUAGAAGAAGAGCUAGACUUGAGAACAAACCAUCAUCAGCAAAGAAAUUUUAUUUCUAGAAGACAAGAAAAUGAAAAUAGACAGCAUACUGCUCAAAGAGAAUUUGGCCUGCUACACAAUUCAAAUUCAUUCUUAUUUGAUUCAAACAGCAUAGCAUCAUCUAUGCACAAAGAUGCCACCUCCAACCUUUUGGCCAGUCAACAGUUUCUUCCAUCAGCUCAGCUGGAUCUCGAUUUCCAUUCAUCAUUAUCAGUCUCACAGUCUCAAAAGGAUUUAGAUCUGAACCAACACUUUGGUUUGCAAGUCUCAAAAGACUUUAGCUUAGAAGGUUCACACCCAGUUUCAAAUCAAGAUGACUUCUCUUUUGAUCCGUCGGGAGAUACUCCACAUGUGAAUCAGGCAGAUUUAUCUCUCCCUGAUAACCUUGGCAUUGUAUCUCAUGUACAGCCAGAACUAAGUUUUGAAGCUUAUUUCAACUCUACAUCAGACAAAGAUUUUGCCUCCACUUCAGACAGGGAUUUCAGUGCUGCUUCUGAUAGAGACUUAACCUUUUGUCGAAAAUUGUCAACAUCAACCACCAGAGACUUAAAUUAUGCUUCAAAUGCCUCUGUCAGUGAUUUUAAUAUUGAAGAUUAUAUGACUCCUCAAACACAGAGAGAUUUAAGCCAGUCUUACUUCGAGAGACCUGAUAUGCCUCAAGAUAUGACAGUAUAUCAGAAAACACCCUUGGACAAGUCAUCCAUACCAGAAACUCUGACUUCAUUUAAGGGACAUGAAAAAGGUCACAGUCUUAUAACAAGCAAAGAAAAGCAAGGUGAAAUCUCUGAACUACAGAAGGAGUUAACCAAAACUUCCACCAAGGAGAGUUUAAAAGGAAUUCGAAUUCCAAGAGAUAUUAACAGGGCCAUGGAGAUCUUGCAAGGGCUUCAAGAUGAUGAAAGGGAAGAAGAAAGGCGCAAGGAACUGCAACAGAGGCAGCAAUAUCAACAGCACCAACAAAUGCAAGGUCUUAUCUCAAGUCCCAAGAAGACCUUUCAAAACAAGCAUAACAUUGAGAGCUCAGGAUUGACAGAUCAGCAAUUACUUGCAUCCUCAGGAAAUUUCAUGGUGGAUCAUUCUGUUGGAAGCUUCCUAGACCAUUCACAUCUUUCAGUGCCAGAACAGCCUUCAGAUGGUCUGCAGAUGGUGCACUCCUAUCAGCCACUGGCUCAGAUGCAUCAACCUCUAGAAGUUGACAUGGUUUCCACACUUUCUACAAAGCGUGAUCUCCAGCAGAAUCUAGCCCAACAGAUGACAUCAGAACUUGACUACCACAUAUUCAAAAGACUAGCAUGUUCAACAUCGUUAAAAAGCACCACACCUCAGGGUUCCUGUUUUUCUGCCACCAAUAAUCUGGCUUCCAUCCUGGAUGAAAAUCACACUUCUGACUCUGAGAUACAAUUCCAAGUCAGUGGACUUCAUUAUCAGACUCAGCAAUCUGACUUGGAUGACGUUGUUUCCAAUAGCAUACUUGGUGGUGGUGGGGGCCAGACCACACUGGAACUUAACAGAUCCAAAAAUGAUGUGACGUUUAUGGAUUUUGAACCCCAACAACCCCAGCAUUUAGUCAGUGAAAAGUUACACAACCCAAUUGUUUCUGACGAUGCUACCAUUCACUCCUCAACUGAACUAGGCCAGAACGUCUAUGCCAAGCAAGAAACAGAAGUUCUAAUUUCUUCCCGCAAAAAUCUGUACGACAUGAUGAAACGAGAACAGUUUUGUGACGCAGUGCUUUCAACAUCAAAACAGACUAUAAAGGUUCAUCAGGUAGUGCUGUGUUCUAUGAGCCAGUAUCUCACAACUUUGUUGCAAAAGAUGAAGCCACAGCUGCCUAGUUACACAGACCAGGCACCUACGUCAACUGCAAAUCUGACUUCACAAACUACAAAACAUUAUAGCGUCUUACUAGUGGUCAACUACGAUGGGAUCAAGUCAAGUUCCAUGAUGGCUUUCCUUGUGUACAUCUAUCUCGGAAGAGCUGAAUUAAGUGAGAGUAAUGUUUUAGAUCUGUACAUGCUGGCAUGUAGUUUAAGGGUACCAACUCUGAAGGACAUCUGCACAGAAUUCAUGUGGCAAGCUCAUAUUCCCAAUGAGCAGAUCAAGGUGCCACAGCUGAUUGUGUCCAUUCAGAGGUUUGAGAUGCAAGAACAAGCUACCAGCACUGAAAUGAGUACAGAAGACAAGGGUACAAACACAUCUUACAGUACAAGGGCAAUGGAAGUUGCCACACAGACAGACAGAUCAACAUCGAAGGCAGGAGAAGGAAGUCAGGAGGAAUGGGUUAUGUUGAAAAAAACAAAGCAGAAAACCGUGUCUCCCUCAAAAUCUCGGCUUCUUGGGAAAUCUGUCACAGUCACUGACAGCCCCAUUGGUUGUAAGGUUGGAAAGAAAGGAUGGCUGUCUCCAAAAAGACGUUACAAGACUGAAAAUCAGACUGAGGUGAAGAUCACUGAGAAAGAAGUUGUAAGUGGAAAGGAAGUCACCAGUGCUUUUCCUGGCAUGAUUUUUGGUUCAAACAGUGGAGACAUCAACCGGUUAGAUAUUCCGCAGUCCAGGUUUUCUCACAGUAGCAUCUUAGAUGUCAAGACAGAGGAUAAUAAUAAACAUGACUCAGUCCCCCAGGAUGUUGCUGCAAAUGAAAACAAGCCUGUGUGCGAGAAAUUAUUCUGUACCAGCAAACAGCCAAUGAUCCCAAAGAAAUCUGCCCGCACAACUGUUGAAAUAGCUGCGGCUGCAGCAGCUGCAAAACUGGCAGUCCAUUCCUACAGCACCAGGACAGCUAGAGGUGUCAUGAAAACUCCAGUUUCUUAUGCUUUAUUAGCAUCAGGUCUUGAAAGGAAGAAGGCGGUUGUAAACUCCAAAGAGAAAACUAUUUCAACAAUGUCAAAGAAGAAAGACUUUAUUAAGUCUAAUCCUCAGACAGACUUUAACCACCAUACUGAGGCAGAUUCCAUAAAUGAGUCUGACAGUUUAAGUGUUCUUCUGGAGAAUAAUUUUAAUAUUACCUGCACAAACACCAACCCUCUGUUUGAGCCAGAAUGUGGGAAACCGACCUGCCUGUCAUCACAAACCGGGACAGAAUAUUCAUCCACUCCUUCAGUUCAGCUAAAAGCUGAUGCUGAAGCUUUUACGCCUUUGGUUAAGCGACCUAUUAAGAAAAGCAUUGUUCAUCGAUCUAGAAGUGAGGAAGUUUUAAAUAAAAACUGUGUGCAGUUGGCAUCUAGGACUGAUGUGCAGGCUAAUAAUGAGAGUGAUUUUAUGGAUACUUACUUGAUGGAUUCCUUUGUAAACACAAUGGAAUGUGGCAGCGCAGAUGUUGACCUGCAGAAAGUGAUCAAUGAUUUAGAUACACUGACCAAAUCGCCCUUGCUGACAGCAUCCUCAUCGCUAUCGUCAACAUCAUUAACUUCACCUCUAAAGUCACCGACGGCAUUAGCGACAAUCCCAGAUUUCACCUCUCCUUUAAAAUCAAGAUCAGCUCCUCAGGGCUUUAGGAAACGGUUAAUUCAUCAAAUUAAUUCAGAGAAAAAUGGAUCCUCUUCAUUCCUGAACAUCCAGGUUGAGAAUGUAUUGGCAAACACUAGCCCUGCAAUACUAGAUAACAGUAACUUUCUGCCCGCAUCUAGUGUUCUGACACCCAUUUCUACAACAGCAGCAUUGAAUUUGGCCUCAGUCUCGACAGCUUUUACAACUUCAUUGAUCACAGGCUCUGAAGAAGUCUGUCAGAGUAUGUCAGAUGAUAAUUUUGUGGUCGGCAACAAGUAUGUCGUUGAGUCUUCAUCUAUAACUAAUUCUGAGACAGGCAGAGAUCAGACUUCAACAACUUUCACAACUGCGGUAGAUGAAUUAGCUCUGUCUUUAUAUUCACUUGGCGAAGGCAGCAAAGCUAGCAGCUUCUCCUCAAUGACCGAUAUUGAACUGGGCUUGAAGGAUGACUCAGGAGCUCAAUUCUUCCACAAACUCUUCAAAAGAAAGAGAAAAGCUAAAGGGCGAAAAGCUGCUGGUAGUGAUACAGAGGAAGGUGGAACCAAAUCCAGACCAAGAAAAGCUGCUUGUAGUGAUACAGAAGGAGGUGGAGCCAAAUCCAGACCAAGAAAAGCUGCUGGUAGUGAUACAGAAGGAGGCGGGAUCAGGUCCAAGCAGAAAAAAAAUAUGUUCUCGGAGAAUGAAGAGGCCCUCUCCAGGGUGAGACCACCUCCGAAAAAAAGAGCAAAGAUGGAAUUGGAGCUGCUGAGGGCAGGAGAGCCAGACAGGCACAGAGACACUCUGAGAAUAGAAGGUGAAGGUGACAGUGGAAGAGUUGUAGAUAAGGAUGUCUGUAAUUCAAAGUUUCAUACAAGUUGUGAAUCCACUUACUCAAAAGGAGAGACUCUGGAAUCAGAAAUGAAGGUGAGCACUUUACUUCAGCGUAAAUCAGGGGAAGGCAUUAAAAAGAGGUCUCCAAGAAGCAUCAAGGCUGAUGUCGAUGUCCUUCCUCUGUCCGAACUGGAGGUUACCAUGGAGACAAAGAUGACUUUAAUGCUGGAGGAGCUGGCUAAAACAAUGAAUCUGAAAACCAGGCAGUUUUCUUGCAAGCUUUGUCAUACUAAAAUGAGGAGUGCACGACGUACAGUCAGGCAUAUGAAUUCACAUAGCAUGAGUCAAGAAAACGCUUUGGAGAAUAUUACCAUCGGAGAAAAGGAAGUUGACCAAGAGGCUUGUGAUGUAUGUGGGUACCGAACCAAAGAUCGCAGUUAUCAUUACAUGCAUCUUCAUAAAUACUUCAAACAUGGGGUGCCACUGCCUGUGGGCUGGAGCACAGAGCGGUGUGAAAUCUGUGGCAAGGAAUGCUUCAACAAGUUCCAGCUGAAGGAGCAUAUGAUGAGCCAUGAUGACAGCCACUGCUUCGUUUGCUGGCACUGUGGGCAGAGCUUUAAGAUGAGAAACAGCCUCAACAGUCACAUCUUCCAUAAACACUCAGACAUUCGAAAGCAUCAGUGCAAAGCCUGUGGAAAAUCUUUCAAAACCUGGACACAUCUGAAGGUUCAUGUAAGAUCACAUACGGGUGAGAAGCCAUUUACAUGCUUUGAUUGUGGGCAUCGUAGUUCUACUCAAGGAAACAUCAAACUGCACCUUGCCACCCAUGGCUACUCUAAAGAGAAGAUUCAGGAGGUCAUGGAGAAGAUAUGCAAAAAUGAGCCAGAAAUGGACCCUGAAGCAUUAGACAAAGUUAUGAUCAGCCUUGCAGAGAAGAUAACAACAGAAGGAAGUCUCAGAAAGAAGUCACAGAAUGCAGCUAGUCAGCCGGAAAAAGCCUCUGGUUCCAAAGUUGGAGUAUCACAGAUUAAGCGGCUGUUAACGCAACCUCUGAAUCAAAUGAAGCCUCCAAAAUUUAUUCUGCCUAAUUUUUCUCAGUCUGCAGAAACUGUCUCAAAUAAUAAUGAGGAGAGCGGUCAGUUACAGAUACAAUGUGAUUCAAACGGUUCAGGCCUAAACACCCUUAGUCUACUGUUACAAACACAGACUCAGAAACAAGACGCAAAUGGUCUUUACGGUGGAACAUUUCUGAUAACACUUCCUUACUCUGACCAACAGCAGCAGCAGCAGCAACAGCAAGCACAGGCUCUGGAUUCUCUCUCAUCCAUGAUGGGCUACACAGUUAUUCCUACUUACAUACUUCCCAAUCAGACAAGAACAGAAACUCUCAUCGACUCAUCCACCGGUCUGGCAUUGUCUGUGUUCUCUGCCCCUGAUAUUCUGUCAUCAGGACUGAGCAUGCUGCAACCAGGCCUACAGGCAGCAGAGCUGGCCCAGUCAGAUAGCAUCUAUGCAAAUAAUACUUUUUCCAGCAUUGUUUAUUGCAAUCAGGAGUCCGAAUCUGUAAAUCUUUUGGCCAGCAGCAACACGAGACCAAGUGGCUCAACAACAUUGAUGAUUCUACCCACAGAGACCAGUUCUAAAAACGCUCUUCACCAGCAAGCACAGACUGUUUUUAGCUGUUCACCAUUGAUUCCUUCCAGCCAGUCAAUGUUAUUGCCAGUCACCCCAGUUGUACACAUAAUUCCAUCAAGUAUUGAUGCCA